AACAUAGUAGAAAUAGUGUUUCUGACUGUCUGUCAGAAGUGAUGUACUACCUUUAUUACAAAGGACAGAAAAUUGGUUGAAGAGGAAGUGUAAAGAAAGAAGAACCUGGUGCUGUUUCAGAUUCUUGUUGAAUAUGCUCCAGUGGCAUAAAUCAAUGCAGGCUCAAGAGUGAUAUUUGGACUUUGACUGAUUGCUGCUCACGACAUCAGGUCUAACAUGGGUCGCUACCUCAGCACCAACAUGUGUUCUGUGAACAGGACUUUGAGAUCAUACUGCAAAAUUAGGUACCUUAUGAGCCUUAUCAGAAGGCAUCCACGUCUAGCCAAAGCGCCGCUCUGCUUGGACGUCCCCAGAUAUUCAGUGCUGUCACCUCCUCAGCUUUCCAGAUUUACAAGAAAAGCCAAUUUUAAAAGUUCAAAACACAGUGAUACGGGCUCUACCUCUUACCACGUCCUCAGAAAUUUAAGCCAAGAGGUGAAACAUCUUCAGAUUGUGCGUUUUUACUCAUCCUCUAAUAGGGAUGUAUUCAAAGCCAUUGGGGUCAUUGAGGAGGCUCAGAACAGUUUUCAUUGGAAUUCACUGCGUGAAUGUCUUGGUCAGCCCUUUAAUAGACUGUCCAGACACAUAAACAUUUAUUUCAAGAGGAAGGAUGUUGUACCUCUAACUGAAAAUGCCAGUCUCAUUGUCGCAACUCCAGAAUAUCUCGGCAGGUCACAGAGACGUAGUCAAAGUCAACGAGCAACCAGAGAACGAAAUGUAUCUGAGGGCAAAGACACAAUGCAGGUCUAUAAGUCCAAAGACAAACAGCAGAGCUCAGGAACAAGUCCGUCAACCCAGGAAAUGUCUGGACUGCAAUUAUUUCACAUCAGCUCUUUGGCGACAAGAUUUGGUGAGAGCUACAGUUACGUCGCUAAUCACAUUAACUCAGUCUUUUCCCGAGGUUUUGCAAAAGUUGAAUUGCAGGAGAAUGUGCAAACCAUGUCUUCCACCCGAGUGACACACAGGAGACAGAAGAGGAGAAAAAUGCAAAACACCUGUAUUCUGACCUCUAAAGAAGCUGAAAUGCCCUUAAUAAAACCCAGCGCUGAACAGGCAACAGUGGAAUCUAACAAUCUCUACCUUCACUUUGCAAGACACAUCAAUAAAUACUUUGGUGCCAAGGUUACUGAUGAAGUUCAGAACAGGAGAGAGCACCUUCCUGUGGAAAAAAAUAGCGCUUGCAAAAACUGCUCAACAAAAUCUGCCUCACAAACUCAAGGUGCUACUUCACAGCUGAAGCAAGAGGCACCUAUCGUUCCUGAAAGUGAAGGCCUUUUCCACAGCAGCCAUAUUACAACUAGCUUUGGGGAGAGCCAUUUCCAAAUGGCCAGUCACAUUAAUCAGUAUUUCAAGGGUCAAAGGGGACAGGAUGAGGAUGCUGAAAACCUUCUAAUAAAGAUGGACCUUGGAUCUGCUACCUCUGAAAGACUUAAGACCGUCACCUUUAUGGACUGCCUCCGCCAUCCCACGAGUGCCAUCCCUGACUUGCUGGGUGCUUAUCUAAAGCUGAGCCCGUUGACCCAGGCGAGUAAGCCCAAACUUGCCAUGACUUCACCAGCAGCAAUAUUAAGUAAAAAGCUUGUCUUGAGUCGGAGACAGGCAGAGGAAAUCACACGUGGAUUGAUUGGCAGUCUGGGACUUGCUUCAUCUCCAGGAGCUCUGAUUGCUUGUGUGGAGGCACUCAAUGAACACCUUAUCCGUUACCCCUCGUGCAAAGCUGUAAUGUGGCAGGAGAAAAUUGCAGUCACAUUGUUGAGAAAGCGACGAAACUACAGAGACGACCAGGUGCUUCAGAGUGCCGUUAGAGAAACCUUGGCUCUAAUUGGCUAUGUGGAUCCAGUCAAAGGUUGUGGCAUUAGAGUGCUUUCAAUUGAUGGUGGUGGCACAAGAGGUGUGGUGCCUCUGCAGGUGUUAAAGCUACUGGAAGAUGAGACAGGGAGAAAGAUCCACCAGCUGUUUGACUACAUCUGUGGAGUGAGCACAGGCGCCGUUCUAGCCUUCAUGCUGGGUCUGGCCCAUUUUUCUCUAGAGGAGUGUGCUGACAUGUAUCGUCGAUUUGGCUCUGAAGUGUUUCGGCAGAACCCGCUGGUUGGCACCAUGAAGAUGGGCUGGAGUCACUCCUACUAUAACACUGAGACAUGGGAGACAAUAUUACGAGAAAAGCUGGGAAAUAGAGUGCUUAUUAAAACAGCCAGAGAGGAGUCAAGUCCCAAGGUUUCAGCAGUAAGUGCUGUGGUAAAUUGGGGUACCAGUCCUAAGGCCUUUGUCUUCCGCAACUACAACCACAAACCAGGCUCUCUCAGCCGCUACGCAGGAGGCUCAGCCUACCAGAUGUGGCAGGCAGUGAGAGCAUCAUCAGCUGCCCCAGGAUACUUCCAAGAGUUCCCUUUAAAAAGUGAUAUUCACCAGGACGGAGGAAUUCUCCUCAACAACCCCUGUGCCUUGGCUGUCCACGAAAGCCGUCUGUUGUGGCCCAAUCAGCCCUUCCAGUGUGUGUUGUCCCUUGGCACAGGUCGCUAUGACAAUGCUAAGAGGGGUCCUGCCACCUCCACUAGCCUGAGGGCGAAAAUCAGCAAUCUGAUCUGCAGUGCCACUGACACCGAAGGGGUUCACACCCUUUUAGAUGACCUGCUUGCUCCAGACGUCUACUUCCGCUUCAACCCCAUGCUGAGUGGUGAAGUGUCCCUGGAUGAGAGCCGACCGGGGCCCCUGGACCAGUUGCAGAGAGACACCCAGACCUACCUGGAGAGAAACCGGCCCAAGCUGGCCAGGCUGUGUUUGGUGCUUGGGGCAGAGCGCUCAGCUGCAAGCAGAACUAAAGACUGGAUGAGUGAGAGAGCCUGGGAGAUGAAGCAGAGAUGGGUAUGAGUGGGUAUAAGCAUAUUCAAUGCACAGAUGCACACAUACACAGGCUGUGUACAAAACAACAGAAACAACUUGAAGUACAACAGCCUGUAUGUAAAUACAAAUUUGGUGAAAUGCACAAUAUGUUUGCUGUUGAGACCUCAACUGAGAAAUCAUUUUUAGCCAUGCUAGCAGUAUUGCUCUAUGGAUGAUGAUGUCAGUGUGUUGGUUAGUCCACCACUUUGUUUCAAAGGAUUAUCAAUCUUGAAUAACAACAAAUGGACCACUGUUAUCUUGAUAUUCAUGUUCCCCAGAUGAUAAUUCCUAAAGGCUCUUGUGAUCCCCAGAUUUUUUCCUUUUAGCACCACAAUGAAAGUGAAUUUUGCAGUCUGAUGUGAAAUGUCUUAACAGCUGAUGGUUGGAUUGCCAUGGACCUUGUUUCCACUGAGGAUCAAUUGAAACAGCUAGGGUGAUCAACUUUAGAGGAGGUGGAACAAUCAUCAUCAUUUAUAAGUGAUUUUUGAAUUGAAUACAGUACAAAGAAGCCAGACGGUUGCUGAAUCUUCUGAGCUUCAUCAAAUUAGUCAAGAUCAUUAUAAGAUUGUAUUGUAAGAAGUUUCUGUUUUUUUUCCGCUCCCUGGUGUCUCUGUACCAGAUCAAUACAAUGUUGGCAACAGGUCUCACAUACCAUUCAAGUGAAUGGGAAAGUCUGUCCAAACUUUUGACUGAUACUGUACAUAUAACAUAUUGUUUUACUUCUAUACAUAGAUGCACAGAACAAACAUGCACAUGAAAUAAGCACUCUCAUGCACUUUGUUUAAAAAAUUUUGCAAAAUUUACAUAUGUGACAUAGUUAAGUUGAUACAAUUACUAUUUUCUUUGAAAAUGCACUUUUCAGUGUUGUUGACAGCAAUAUAAGUUAUAUAUCAUGCCACAUUAUGUUUUCGUAUGAUGUUGUAUGAUUUUGGCAUUAAAUUAGUCUAAAAUAAAUUUAUAUUUAUGAA
Seriola dumerili (greater amberjack) is the source of this 3887-nucleotide messenger RNA. RefSeq names its product calcium-independent phospholipase A2-gamma-like. NCBI's taxonomy places the organism in Eukaryota, Metazoa, Chordata, Actinopteri, Carangiformes, Carangidae. The record is from RefSeq and is a predicted model, not a curated record. Gene Ontology annotation, cellular component: membrane. Gene Ontology annotation, biological process: arachidonate metabolic process. The coding region runs from base 217 to 2907 and encodes 896 amino acids. The transcript has 9 exons.